AUGAAUUCGACAAACAUCUCAUCACUCAACAGUGAACUCAAUGUUGCUGAGCAAUUAUCAAGUGUUACAGCAUUGAGCGAAUUUGAUAUUUUUGGAGUUCCACCAACUCAAAAUACAAUAGAAAAAGAUAUUUUGACAGAACAUAGACCAGCAUCAGCAAUAGAUUCUAAAGCCUAUAUAGAAUUUAAUUUAUCGACCGGAAUUGACGAAUAUCUUAGACUUGAUAAAACAAUUGUAACAUUAUCUCAUCAAACAUAUCCUUAUAAAUCCGAUUUAGAAAUUAAAUUAGGAAAAAAUAAAGAAGCAAAAGAUUCAUAUUUAUCAUCAAUUUUAUGGAUAGAAGAUAAUUUAAAUGAUUUAGAAGGCAUUAACUUGAACAGAACUAAUUACAUUAAACCACUAGUAGGUGAUACUGAUUUAUCAAAAGGACGAGAAUUAGACUUAAUCGGUAAAUUACAUAUCCCCAUGUUUGAACAAAGUAAAGCUUUACUAGGAGGGUGUAAUAUAUCAUUAAAAUUAAUACCAAAUUCGCCCUCAUUUUACAUGAUGUGUGACAGCAGUAUUAGGAUAUCUAGUGUUGAAUUUAAAGAUGCUUCUUUAUACAUUCAUCGUUCAAAAAUCAACCCUGCCGUUGUCGAAGGUCAUAAGAUGGCAUUAUUGAAACCAGCAAAUGUAAGAUAUCCAAUUAGAGAAAGUUUUGUUGUACCAAUUACAAUAAAUAAAGGAACUAUGGAUACAAUCAUCGAUAAUGUUCACAACGGACAAUUACCUAGAAGAGCAUUUGUAACAAUGGUUGAUCAUAGUGCAUUUAAUGGCUCAGAAAUAAAAAAUCCUUACAAUUAUAAAAACUACAAUCUAAACUAUCUGGCUUUUUAUUUAAACGGUAUACAAUACCCUGAAAAAGCUUUUACUCCAGAUUUCGACAAAAAUCUUUAUGUACGGGAAUAUAUAAGUUUAUUUGAAGCAACCAAUCAGGACAAUGUUGACAGUUGUAUAACCUUAAAAAGACAGGACUUUCCAAAAGGAAACAAUAUAUUCGCGGUUAAUUUUAACCCAGAUUUGUCAUCAGGUUGCUGUGCAACAGGUUAUGUAAAUCCAAUUAAACACGGUAAUCUUCGAUUACAGCUUAGAUUUAAAGAACCUUUAGCCAACGCUAUUACUGUUUUAGUUUAUUUGGAUUAUGACGCAUUACUUGAAAUCGAUUACGAUAGAAACCCUAUUUAUACUUUCAAUUAA
Oppia nitens is the source of this 1236-nucleotide messenger RNA. RefSeq lists its product as uncharacterized. Bases 1 to 1236 code for a protein of 411 amino acids. The record is from RefSeq and is a predicted model, not a curated record. Gene Ontology annotation, biological process: deoxyribonucleotide biosynthetic process. The transcript is spliced from 2 exons. Gene Ontology annotation, cellular component: cytosol. Gene Ontology annotation, molecular function: ribonucleoside-diphosphate reductase activity, thioredoxin disulfide as acceptor. NCBI's taxonomy places the organism in Eukaryota, Metazoa, Arthropoda, Arachnida, Sarcoptiformes, Oppiidae.